Messenger RNA from Cydia pomonella (codling moth), 1795 nucleotides. RefSeq lists its product as uncharacterized. The transcript is spliced from 5 exons. Lineage: Eukaryota; Metazoa; Arthropoda; Insecta; Lepidoptera; Tortricidae. The record is from RefSeq and is a predicted model, not a curated record. Bases 232 to 822 code for a protein of 196 amino acids.
CAAUGUAGGCCACAAGAUGCCAGAACCUACUAUGCGCAAGAAAGCGGACGAGAACGGUAGAUGGCAGCACUUGCUAUGGGGUAAAGUGUCAAUACUGUCAAUGCACAUGUUUAUGUUUCCGAUUCAGGCCACAAGAUGGCAGACCCUCCAACGCGCACGGUCCCUAUCACUCUUUGAUAAUUUAACUUCUUAUCAGGUCCACAGAUCAGCAUCCUAAGGAAAACAAAGAACAUGAUUUACCCAAUGCCAAAUGGAGGAGUAUACCGCUUUGAGAACAACGAGACGGUCACACUCAACUGCGUUUUAAACUGCACUGCAUGCCCGGUUGACACAAAAUACACCUUACAUUUUUAUUUACAUGAAAACGAGGAUAACAUGAAAAGAGUGGUAGUCAAAACUGGUGCACCAGCAACGGUGACAAAAACGUUCACGCUACACGAGAACGACACAGAGAUAGUGUGCAAGAAGUUGGGACACUUCAGCAUUGAGGAUUUAAAGACACAUUCUACGGUCAAACUUCAAAUGAUAAGAAAAGAUAAAGGGACUGGACAGGCCUUUGGACUAAGUUACUUUGCGUGGCUGGCAAUAAUAAUAUCAAUUUUGCUUGUAGCCCUCAUACUUGCGGCUAUAUUUGCUUGCAUUGUUUUCAAGUCUCGGCGAAAAGGGAAAGAAUGUGAAAACGAAGGGAAAACAAACCAACCACCAAAGCCAUCAGAGAACUUAUAUCACAUGAAUGAAUCUAAAGCAACCCACACUAUGAAAAACCGACCGUUACCUCCGCGGCCAUCUGAUGCCAUAUAUGAACGUAAGUAUAUAAUAUAAACUAACAGACAGAAGGAGAGGCACAGCUAACUACUUUUGAUAUUUUAUUAUUAGUAUCUUCUACUUCUUCUUUUAAACUAUGGCUUCCAUCAAAUCCAUGACGAUUUUGCCAAUGUAAAAGUAUUAGAAGCGGGACAAGGUGGCAGAUAUUUUUCGCGCGUUGUUUUAUAUGCUAUUAUCGAUAUUUACUGUACUUACUAGAGGUAGCUACAGAAAAACAGGAAAUGGGUUUCGGAAUGUGGGUCACAAUGGAAUUAUUUCACAGUUACCUGUUGUCGCAUGUUUCCCUUACUUUGUUCGAGAAUGUUAUCAAAAUACAUCAUUCUGUUUCAGAUGCCGAUUGAAGCCGGUCAUGUAGCGUGAAGAGUUUUAGAUAAAUAUAUUAUUAUGUAACUGUCCGAAAUAAACAAAUGUUACAUUUACGUAAAUUAAUUUAAAAUACAGUUUAACACCGCUUUUCCCAUCCGUUUGUUGAGUUUUCGACCCUCCAGUAUCAUUCUCAUCGCUCAGCGAGCGUAAGGCAAGUCAUUUCUCGCUCGGGCGAAUCAAUAGAUAUAAAUAAGAUCUAACAUCCCAGAGCAAGGCUCUAAAACCGGUUAAAUUUCUAAGCCGUUUUCAUGUACUUGGCGCAAAACCUUUUAAUUUCGGUUUCGCUCGAAAAACCGUUGUUUUUAAACUGGUUUUUAUGAGAACAUUUCUUGUAGAAUUAACCGGUUUAGAGCAAUAAAAACCGGUUUCUUUUUAUGUCACACCACCCAGGCCGGCCGGCCGUUUCGUUGCUCGUCGAAUAAACCGUUUUUUUAGGUAACAAUAAAGUUCUUGAAACGUUCGCGUUUGUGUAAAAAUUCGGAGGAAAACCGAAAUAAACCGGCAUUUACCGUUAUUUUAUAAACCGGUUCCAAGCCUUGUCCCAGAGACGUAUAGAAAGACAAGACAUUUAUUCCAUAAAGCACACAUACACCGGACAAGGAGA